UUCCAGGAAGUACCGUGCAUGUGCAAUCCUUAGUUCAGCAAUCUUAUCUGGUUUUAGUUCAAGUUAGGACAAUUGCUAUCCGAAAACAAUCAAACACCCUCCCCUAAAAUGUAAGACUGGGGCAGGAAUACACUUUUGCGCAGUGUUUAAGAGAAGAGAUUUAAAACACGAGUCUUUUCGACGUGUUAGUCAGCAUGCCAGACUGUGUCAGUCUGUGCGUCAUUAGCCUGUUGUUAAGUAUAAUAACGUUAGCUUGUUACAUUUUGUACUCGGGACUAUUGUCGGAAAUCAUCGUGUUGACAGGCUCUCCACCGAUAAAGAGAAUCACAUUCGCCUACAAAUUCAAACAGGGAUUGUAUAAAAACUGUGGACAACUUUUUAAGGAGUCCCAUAGUAUUGGACCCAAGCUGCCAUGUAUUGGAGUAUUUUAUGACGACCCUAAAAAGGUGCCUGGGCCACAGUGCCGCUAUGCUGUGGGCAGUAUUCUGACUGAGGGAGAGAACAAGGCAGAUGAGGAGCUUUUAGAAAGCUACGAGACCUCUGGCUUUAAAGUCUUCUCCUUCCCUGAAGUCACACACGUUGUUACUACCUCAUUUCCUCACAAGACGUUUCUCUCUGUUCUUCUUGGAAUACGAAGAGUUUACCCAAAGCUGGAGCACUACAUCAAGAAGAGGAGGCUGUGUGCACACCCAUUCCUGGAGAUCUACAGAGAGGGCCUCAUCCACUUUAUGGUCCCCUUGGCUCGGCAGGGAGAUUUCUACGUGCCUGAGGUUUGCAGAGUAGAACGGAGACCAUCUGAACAGGAGGAACUGAACAGUGACUCAGAUGUCUCGGGUGCCGACUCUAACAGUGAAUACAGCUCAGGGAGUGGGGUUCUCCUCUCAGACAGCAGAGAGACGUCCCUUGCGGGGUCUUCAGUCCGCUCUGUGCCUCUCCAGGAUCAAGAGGAGAGGCACUGCAGAGAGAGAAGCUCGGGGGGAAUCUCCCUGAAAGAACUGGACUGGGAACAGACUGGUGGACGGCGGGCUGAGAGAGAAGAGCAGGCUCAUGGAGAGUCUGACCAGAAGAGCCUGGAGGCUCCCACGCAGCAGUGGUGGGGUGUUGUUGAAGAAGAGGAGUAAGAGUUCAGUUGAGAUGUAUCAGAUGAAGAUGAUAAAAUGAUUGAUGUUAAAGAAAGUUAGACAUGCAGUUUUUAAAGCAUGUUUCAAUAUGUGGUCUUGACAGAAUGGGGGAAUAUUAAAGGGUGAGGAAGCUGAUACUAAAUAAGACAAUUUUUUUUAUUGGCAACAAAAACAAUGCAAAGAUCAAAACCCACAAUGUGUUAUCAGUCAAUACUUUAUUGACCUACAGACUUCUUGAAAAGCCAUUUCAGAUGAUCCCCUAAAACAGCAGGGCACUGUAGUUUUUAGAAACCAUUACAAUAAGCAGGAGCACGUGGUGUAUUUGAUGAGGUCUGCUUUUUGCUGCGGAUUAAUCCACAAUUUAAAGCUUUCGCUGCAGCCCAAUGUUAAGUACAGGUCUAUAUUCAUCAUGAUGACAACAUGAUUCCUGUCAUCGUGCAAUUGUUAGCCUCAGAAGUGAUUUUGAAUUUGAAAAUACAGGAGAUAGAAGAGAUAUAUGAGGGAUCUCUGAAGCUAAGGAUUAAGCAAUCUGAGGUUUAAUUACAAUAUCGAUAUUUGAUAUUUGACUGUGUAUUCAAUCCAAUUUAAAUUUUGGUCUUUUUAUUAGAUUUGUUGAUAAUAAGAAAAAGGAGAACAUUUACUAAACUUGACUCUUUGAUGGCACAAUUUGUACGUCUUUUUUAUUCUGUUGACAGAAAGGGUCCACUUGAAAUUUACAGAACUGAUUCAGGUAGCCUGAGUUACUUGAAAUAUUUUCAUAGAAGUUAUGUUUAUCCAAAUGUUACAUGAUGACUGAAACAAGUAUUUGUUAGUCAAAGCAUUUUACUUGAAUAUCUAGAUGUUACUGUCCUCUAUUAAGGUCUUCCGUUGUUUGAAGUAUUAUUGAGUUGUACUGUCUAAUAUUUGCUGUAUAAAGCUCAAAGCCACUUGGAUUUCUGACAAGAGUUUUUCUUUGAGCCAAAGAAAGCCAUAUAUAAAAUCUAUGUGUUACAAACCAUUAAACAAUAUGCAACACAA
This is a messenger RNA of Notolabrus celidotus (New Zealand spotty), 2138 nucleotides long. Its product is annotated as testis-expressed protein 264. The record is from RefSeq and is a predicted model, not a curated record. Gene Ontology annotation, cellular component: nucleus; autophagosome membrane; replication fork. NCBI's taxonomy places the organism in Eukaryota, Metazoa, Chordata, Actinopteri, Labriformes, Labridae. Gene Ontology annotation, biological process: protein-DNA covalent cross-linking repair; reticulophagy. The transcript is spliced from 4 exons. Bases 195 to 1121 code for a protein of 308 amino acids.